AUGAAGCGCCAGACUCUUCUCCAGGCCACCACCCGCAACGCCUUCCAGGUCCAGCGCCGUGCCUACUCCUCCGAGAUCGCCCAGGCCAUGGUUGAGGUCUCCAAGAACUUGGGUAUGGGUGCCGCCGCCAUCGGUCUUACCGGUGCUGGUAUCGGUAUCGGUCUUGUCUUCGCCGCUCUCCUCAACGGUGUUGCCCGCAACCCUGCCCUCCGUGGUCAGCUCUUCUCCUACGCCAUUCUGGGUUUCGCUUUCGUCGAGGCCAUCGGUCUUUUCGACCUGAUGGUUGCCCUCAUGGCCAAGUUCACUUAA
Messenger RNA from Fusarium poae, 309 nucleotides. RefSeq lists its product as uncharacterized. Gene Ontology annotation, biological process: proton motive force-driven ATP synthesis; proton transmembrane transport. Bases 1 to 309 code for a protein of 102 amino acids. The record is from RefSeq and is a predicted model, not a curated record. Gene Ontology annotation, molecular function: proton transmembrane transporter activity. NCBI's taxonomy places the organism in Eukaryota, Fungi, Ascomycota, Sordariomycetes, Hypocreales, Nectriaceae. The transcript has 2 exons.